CAUACAUGCAGCAGAGAAAAAACUCAGGAACUCGCACUGUCGCAGCCUAGCCGGGAGCUUACAAUUACAUCUUGUAAUUUGUUGUAAAAUUAAAUGUCGAGGAUUCCGGGUUGCAACAAUUCAGGUACGUUGUGGUCAAGCUGAAGGGGUCUGUAAGGGAUCAGCAUGAUCGGGGCUUUUUCCAUGCCGAAAAUAGUAGACCUCGGCCAGCAAUGAUCCACACUUUUACCACCAGGCCAGGCCUACCCUGGCCAGUGGCACUAGUACUACGAGGCUAAAAAUAUGCCGCCCAAGCAGGGCCUACCGAUGAAAUACCGUCUGACUCCAAAAAAUGCUGUAGACAUGGUAAAGGCACCGGUGCUGAAUUGAGCAACGUGAUGGAAAUGCUCCUUGCUCUAUGAGUUGUCUGGCGUUGCAUUUGAACUAUCAUCGAUGACACUUUAGGCCACGGAUACAGUAAUAUUGUUCAAACGGAGCAACCUGUGCAUUGUUGCAUCUUCUGCAUUGUGACUGAUGCUGUCCAUCCUGUCUGAUGUUCUGAGUAGCAAGUGGGAUAACAGUCACCAAACUGUACAUGAAGUUGGUACUCUGCUGGCUGCAUCACUGAGCGAGCAGAGGGUCUCUAGGAUCAAAAUACCUGUAGGUCGUCAAGGUUUCGUUUGAGCCAAAGCUCAAACCUUGUAACAGUAGAAACCCUUCCGAUUUCAUCAGAUGUCCAUCAGCAUGUCCACCAUGAAAACCAGCACCGCCUGGUCCUCCUCGGUCAAGUACAGCCGCCUGCCCAGGUCGGACUGGGACUCCACGUCCCAAGACAGCGCCGCCAUCGACUUCAGCUCGCCGUUCAACUUUGACUCGGUGUUCACCUACAGCAAGGUCAUGCCGCCCUACCUGGAAGAAGAGAGAACCUACACUCCUCCGCUGUUGACUCGCAUCUGUACAUCGGUGGUCGUUAUCCUGGGUUUCCUAGUGGUGUUCCUGACUUUUCCUAUCUCGGGAUUUGUAGCCGUCAAGAUGGUCCAGCAGUUCGAGAGGCUAGUGGUUUUCCGACUGGGCAGAUUACAACCACCCAAGGGUCCAGGCAUUGUGAUAGUCCUCCCGUUCAUCGACAAAUGGCGGAGGGUGGAUAUGAGGACCAGAGCCUUCAACGUUCCUCCACAGCAGCUCAUCACAGCAGACGGGGCUGCGAUCUCGGUGGGUGCCACGGUCUACUUCCGCACCAAAGACGUCUCACUGUCCAUCGCCAGCGUGCAAGACCUCAACCACUCCACGCGCAACCUGGCCCAGACUGUCUUGCUAAACACACUUGCCGCGCGCUCAUUGAAGGCCAUCGAGAACGACAAGAACCUUGUGAAUGGACUGAUACAUGAAGAGAUGAACGCCACUACUAACAACUGGGGCAUCGAAGUCAGCAAGGUGGAAGUGUCUCAAGUGACCGUCGUCCAGGAAGCUGUGGAAGGGGUCAGUGUGGACAAACUAGGGACUAUCUUUAGUCAGAUCAUUUCUGGCCAGUACUCACCCAUGUCCCACCUCGUGCAGAUGCCAACCCCACCCACCGCCCCACCAAGUCUCUUGACCCCCUCCCAGCCCCGCCCAGCCCAGAGAGGUGUGUCGUUACCUGUCGUCACGCCCCAGGAUCUCCUCACUUCCGUCAGACCACUUCUCAAUGAGGCACUCGUAGAAGACGUGAAAGCUGUCUACAAAUUUGUGGUGACUGGCAACAACGGAGGAACGUUCUUCCUGGAUUUGAAGAGCGGGUCGGGAGAUGCUGGCGAGGGCGAGCCACCCUCCGAGCCCGAUGUCACGCUCACCACGUCCACCUUUGACCUGCACGCCAUGUUCACGGGCCAGAUCAGGCCCUACAUGGCCUACAUGGCAGGUAAACUGGCGGUAGAGGGCGACAGAGGAGUCGCGAUGAAACUGGAAACAGUGAUACAGCAGCUGCGGGGAGCACGCUGUUAGUCCGAUGCCCUCAGCUGAUUCUCGACACUUAUUUUCACGGGCUGUACGUGUCUGAAUCUUGUGUCUGCAUCUUUGCCAGUUGACAACAGCCAUAGCCAUAAGUCUGGAGGACAGUUUGGGAUGCAACUCAAGGCUUUGUCUAAGACAGAAGUAUAUCAGAGUCAAAAACUGAAGCCCUAGUCGUAAAGACUACAAAGUCAUGCAUGGUUAACAAGCCUGUGCUCAAAUUGCUUUCUUAUGGCUAGAAAGAAGAUGUGCAUGAAUGGGAAAAGCACGAAACCACAAGCUGGUGACUUCCAUUGCAUUCCGAGAGUUUGUAUUGUCAUCCUUUAAAUAAACCCUCUCUCGAGUUGCAUAGGUUUGGAAAAAAAACAACAGCAGUUGUAACUCAAAGAAUGAGGUCAUGAUUCAAUUAUCAAUGCAGAUGACUGGUUCCCAGCCCAGAAGCAGGAAUUGAUUGGGGGACCAGGGACCAGUGUUACCGGUAGACUGGCAUCCUGUCAUUUUUUUUCAGGUCAUAAGGCCAUUUCCAACUCCUAGUAAUUGCGACCACAUUAGUAAUUGCCUUGUGGUUCACUCAGUAACUCUCAAUUUUGGAUCCCCUCAGUACACAAGCCAUUUUGUUUCCUUGCUUUAAGGGUUUAAAACAACAUUCCCCAUGUAAAUGCAUGCAUCAAAAAGCUAUACCAUGUGUGAUGAGUUCGUGUACAAAGCUUAGAUUCUUCCCAGUAUUUAUUAGACCCGGACCAUAGUAUUAACCGGCGUUCAUGUACACAGUUUGCUUUUCAAACAAAAAAAAUAGUACUUACGAAUGCAAUAUAAAUGUUUAGUACAUACAAUAGAAAUGAGAACAAUUUGAGUGGUAAUUUAA
This is a messenger RNA of Acanthaster planci (crown-of-thorns starfish), 2830 nucleotides long. RefSeq names its product stomatin like 1 (gene stoml1). NCBI's taxonomy places the organism in Eukaryota, Metazoa, Echinodermata, Asteroidea, Valvatida, Acanthasteridae. The record is from RefSeq and is a predicted model, not a curated record. Gene Ontology annotation, cellular component: plasma membrane.